AUGGCGCCCCCCGCCGCGGUGCAGGAAGAGAAGAUCAUACCCCGCUCGGCGGCCGAGAGCUUGCAUAAAUCGGACAAUGGGAACAAAGCACGAGCGCAGCAUGCUAAGUAUGCGGCGCAAAUCAUGCUACGUCAGCACCGGCUGCACGUCAUAAGCUUCUACAUCUCGGGCGAGUGGAUUCGCGCGUUUCGCUGGGACCAGGCUGGCUGUGUUAUGACCGACGCCGUCAACCUCGUCGACAACCCCGACGACUUCUACGACCUGCUCUACUGCCUCGGAAACCUCCCAGACAGAUUGUCGGGCUACGACGAGACGGUUACCAGAGCGUCUGAGAACGACAUUCGGCUGCUCAGAGAUUAUACCUCUGAGAACGACGACCUCCAGAGGGCUCGUAGCGAUAUGCUA
Molecule: messenger RNA, 405 nt
Organism: Phanerochaete carnosa HHB-10118-sp
Lineage: Eukaryota; Fungi; Basidiomycota; Agaricomycetes; Polyporales; Phanerochaetaceae
Exons: 1
Source: RefSeq, a predicted model, not a curated record